AUCGGUUCACUCUCAAUCAUCACUCACUCUCUUUCAUUGUUCAUGGGUAUUAAUAGUUAGUGUGUUUUAUACAUUUAUUCACUCUAUAUCCUGUACCCGAGCUUUAAUUUACCUAGUAUACCAUCCUAUCUGAACAUCAUUACGGUCCCAGGCCCUCGUCAUGAAGUCGCUCUCCCUACUGGCGCUCGCCGCCAUCGCUCCUCCAGCGGCUGUGGCUGCUGUAGUAGACCACCAAGUUCCCUUUGAGAACAGGCCCGUGCAAGGGCUUCCAGAGAAAUUCUUAAUCCAGCUCGGACCCGAACAGACAAGAUGGGUGACAGAAGACGAGAAAUGGGCCUUGAAAAUGGAAGGAGUAAACUUUUUUGACAUCACGGCCGAGCCAGACAGAGGGUUCUCUGUUAAGAGCCACGAGCGUAUCCAAGUUAGCUUUCCAUCGGAAGUCAAACACCAAACGGAACUGGCGCCUCUGCUAGAGCAACUGUCCAAGGAUAAUAUGCGCCAGAACCUUGUUCACUUUACCUCUUUCCAUACCAGAUACUACAAGUCGGAAACUGGUGUUCAGUCGGCAACUUGGCUGUUUGAACAGGUGGAGGAGGCCAUCCAGGAUUCUGGCGCUGCUCAACACGCCGUCAAAGUCGAAAGGUUUGAGCACUCAUGGGGCCAAUUCAGUAUUAUUGCAACUAUCCCUGGAAGGACGAAUAAGACUGUGGUCAUCGGCGCUCACCAGGACAGUAUCAAUCUGUUCCUGCCAUCGAUCCUUCCCGCGCCUGGUGCAGACGAUGAUGGUAGUGGAACUGUGACUAUCCUCGAGGCCUUCCGUGUUCUGCUGCAGUCAGAGGCGGUUCAGCAGGGCAACGCUGCCAACACCAUUGAGUUCCAUUGGUACUCCGCUGAGGAAGCUGGCCUUCUUGGCUCCCAGGCAAUAUUCUCGGACUACAGUAAGACUGGCAGAGACAUUAAGGCCAUGCUGCAACAGGAUAUGACUGGUUAUGUCGAGGGCACAACUAAAGCUGGUGAGGUAGAGUCCGUAGGUGUUAUCACCGAUUUUGUCGACCCAGGUUUGACAGAGUUCAUCAAACGUGUCAUUACAGGGUACUGUACCAUUCCGUUCGUCUUGACACAGUGUGGUUAUGCCUGUUCGGACCACGCUUCGGCCAGCCGAUAUGGAUACCCGUCAGCAUUCGUCAUUGAGUCAGAAUUUAAGCGCUCCAACCAGCGGAUCCACACAACGGGAGACACUGUUGAUCUUUUGAGCUUUGACCACAUGCUACAGCAUGCAAGAAUGACGCUUGCUUUCGCGUAUGAGCUUGCAUUUGCAGAGCUGUAGACUCCAUUGACCUUUUUGCGUGCUCCAAAUUUGCCCGGACACAGGUUUGUUGGGCAUCCUAUGAUCUCUAUGUUUCUGUUUGUGCGAGUUUCUUUGGCUGGAAAUGAUCAUCAUGCCCUAGAGUAUAAACACCCAUAAGCCUAUCGAUGAUGCUAAGAUUCACC
Molecule: messenger RNA, 1491 nt
Organism: Coccidioides immitis RS
Lineage: Eukaryota; Fungi; Ascomycota; Eurotiomycetes; Onygenales; Onygenaceae
Product: leucine aminopeptidase 1
Exons: 3
Coding region: 161-1327 (388 amino acids)
Biological process (GO): proteolysis
Molecular function (GO): metalloexopeptidase activity
Source: RefSeq, a predicted model, not a curated record